AUGGAAACUACCUUGGAAAUGCUUUCAAGAUUGCUGAUUGGUGGAGGAGGUCCUGAAAUGAUUGAUGGAGAAGAGGACAAAAUCCCCAGCCCAGAAAUCCUCAGCGCUCCUUUUGUGAUCACUCACAAUAAAGGAUCGAAUGAGCCUUUGUGGAUCGUCAACAUCGAGAAAGGCAUCGCCAGCCAGUGGCAAUUGGAUAUCACAGGUGUCCGUCAUGAAGGCCCUUCUGUUAACUGGGAUGCUAUUUGGGAAGGUCAAAGCGCAACUUUCACCGUCUCUGAGGACUCCUUGAGUGGUGACUGCAGCACUAUCUACGACAUUGAACGCCUUCCCUGGGCUCAGGUCUACACAAUGGAGGCCUACAAAAUGGGCUCUUGGGACGCCGUUUGCCAGGGCAAGCCCGUCUACAAAAUUGUCAAGACCAAGGACUUCAACCGCUGCAGACUUCCGAGAUUCGUGUUGAUCUUCCCCUCAACGGCAAAUUAUGCACUUGUAAUGCUUUACUAUGAAUCUAUGAUGCCCUCUUAG
Daphnia pulicaria is the source of this 528-nucleotide messenger RNA. RefSeq lists its product as uncharacterized. The transcript has 3 exons. The record is from RefSeq and is a predicted model, not a curated record. Lineage: Eukaryota; Metazoa; Arthropoda; Branchiopoda; Diplostraca; Daphniidae. The coding region runs from base 1 to 528 and encodes 175 amino acids. Gene Ontology annotation, biological process: lipid transport. Gene Ontology annotation, molecular function: lipid carrier activity.